This is a messenger RNA of Ilyonectria robusta, 488 nucleotides long. RefSeq lists its product as uncharacterized. The annotation marks the transcript as partial. Lineage: Eukaryota; Fungi; Ascomycota; Sordariomycetes; Hypocreales; Nectriaceae. The record is from RefSeq and is a predicted model, not a curated record. The transcript has a single exon.
CUUACUAACCUACAGCUCCUACAAGCUUUAAUCCUCCUGCUCAAAGCUAUAAUCCUAACCUCCCUUCUCCUUCAGGAGCCCGACCGUUACAGGUCCGAUCGACGUAAUCUUCCGCGACCCUGCCGCCUCGACAACCUCUGCAGUUUUAGCUGCCCGGGGCCACCAGCGCAGUCCCACCGCCUUAACAAUUUGGGCCUCGUGCCCUCAACCUCUGGAGUACAAUACCAAGUUGAUAGUAUUCCAGGCCUUCUGUACCAAGUUCGAAGAAGCUGCCAGCCAAUUCACCACUGUACUGGAACGACAAUUCACUCAACAGUUUGCCAAUAGCUUCCUAGACUCUUGGAAUCGGAAGCUCUCCAGUGCUGGAUCUGCCCCCACGUCUACCUACAGCCGCAUCGCUGCCUCGCCUCCGGCUCCGGCUGCACAUAACCACUUCACCCACCAGCGUCAACAACAACAAACCGCCCCGCAUCACCAGGGGCAAUCAG